AUGGGCAGCAAGGCCAGCAGGGUCCUCGCCCGUUACGGGCCAGGGGAGCUCUCCUUCUCUGUCGCUUUGGCAUUUGCGAUGAACUUGUGGGCCAACAAGAAACUUUCUCAACAGGGCCGAUCUGACAGGGAUCCCCAGUGGGACUCGAGGGAUGCCACAUGGAGCAAGCAGCGACCAACCCGGCGGCCGUCUGUGGGGGUCCAAGAUAAGAAAGAGUUUGCUGCCUGA
Chaetomium globosum CBS 148.51 is the source of this 228-nucleotide messenger RNA. RefSeq lists its product as uncharacterized. The transcript has a single exon. The coding region runs from base 1 to 228 and encodes 75 amino acids. The record is from RefSeq and is a predicted model, not a curated record. NCBI's taxonomy places the organism in Eukaryota, Fungi, Ascomycota, Sordariomycetes, Sordariales, Chaetomiaceae.